CUCCACCCUUCCAACUGUUCCUUUUAUUCAUUCAACAUUGGAAAAUAAAUACAGAAGAUAAAUUAAGGGCUAAUGAGCAAAUUUGCAAUUCAAUUUAUUUGUGACACGUGGAAAUACAACUGUAUAAUAAUAUGAUAAUUAUUAUUUAAUUUGUCAGCUACUAAAAUACAGGUCAAGGCCUGGCCAAACACGGCGCAUUAGCAAUUUAUCGUAGCUUUCAUUUCUACUUUUCUAUCAGCUGACUAAACCCUAGUCGAUAAACCCUUUUUCUUAGUAAAAAAGUGCCUACGUCGGUGAUUGACAAUGGCGAAUCUCAGCCGACGAUUUGCACCCGGAUCUUCUGCAUUGGUUCGUGAGUUCUCCACGGCGGUGAAAGCUGAGGCGUCGGCGGCGGCGACGGCCGGACAGGAGGACCGUUUGUACCGGAGAUUGUCUGCGUUGGGAAAUAAAAAGGGGACGGUGGCAAGUACGAUAAAUGAGUACAUAAGGGAGGGCAGAUCCGUCAGCAAGUUUGAACUUGAGGCCUGUAUCAAGCAACUCCGCAAAUACAAAAGAUUCAACCACGCUCUCGAGAUAAUGGAUUGGAUGGAUGUUCGAAAGUUUAACUUUGGGCAUAAAGAUUAUGCGGUGCGAUUGGAUCUGAUUGCAAAAGCUCAAGGAAUAGCUGCAGCUGAAAAUUACUUCAGUGGCCUCUCACCCUCUGUUAAGGUUCAUUGCACUUACGGAUCACUUCUGAACUGCUACUGUACGGAGAAGAUGACCGAUAAAGCACUCGAUCUAUUUGCUACAAUGGUUAAAGAGAACAUGGUAUCCACACCAUUACCUCUCAACAAUCUCAUGUCCUUGUAUAUCAGAUUAGGCCAACCAGAGAAAGUUCCUAUCUUAGCCGAAGAAAUGAAGAAGAGAAAUAUUCAACCAGACACGUUUUCCUACAACUUGUUGAUGAAUAGCUACUCGCUUUUGAAUGAUAUCGAGGGAGCUGAGAGAGUUUUCGAAGAGAUGAAACGGGAAAAUGCGAAGCAGUGUAAUUGGACGACAUAUAGUAAUUUGGCUAUUCUCUACACUAGGGUUGGAUAUAAAGAAAAAGCUGCUUUGGCACUGCAGAAUCUGGAGAAGGAAAUGCGCCCUAAUGAUCGUGAGGCGUACCAUUUCUUGAUAACCUUGUAUGCUGGAAUAUCCGAUCUUCACAAUGUCCAUCGAAUUUGGAAGGCUUUGAAGUCAACUAUGAGAGUAGUAACAAAUAAUAGUUAUAUUAUCAUGCUUCAAUCUCUUAGGAAUUUGGAAGAUAUAAAGGGAGUGAAGAAAUGCUUUGAGGAAUGGGAGUUGGGAUGUUCUAAUUACGAUGUUAGAUUGGCCAAUACAGCUAUCGGUGCUUACCUAACACAAGGAAUGCUUGAAGAAGCUGAGUCGACCCUCCAAAAUGCUGUCAGUAGAUCGAGAGGACCUUUCUUCACUGCAUGGGAAAUGUUUGUGAUUUUUUUCCUGAAAAAGAAUCAAAUAAAGCAAGCUUUGGAGAUAAUGGAUAUCGCUACAUCUAGAGUUCGCGAAGGUGAAUGGCGCCCUAAAUCUGACACCACAGAGAAAUUUCUGGACUAUUUCAAGAAAGAGGGCGACGUGGACGGUGCUGAGGAAUUCUAUAAGUUGAUGAAGAGGAUAAAUUGCAUCGACAGAGAUUUGUUGAAAAUGUUGCUUCAGACCUAUGUGGCUGCUGGUAAAACACAGCUUGAUAUGCGUGCAAGGAUUGAGGAGGAUGGGAUUAAAACGAACAAGGAGCUUGAAGAUUUGCUUGCAACUGUUUGCCCUGAAUGACGAAUGCACUUGCCUAUAUUCUCUCCAUGUCUGUAAUGGAGAGAAUUUAUAUAGGUCACACUGAGCAGAAAAAAUCGGAUUUCUCUUUCCAAUAACGGCAUUAGGGCAGAAUAUUCCACAUAGAGCAGAGGUUGAGUCUUGAAACGAAGAUGGUGCAGUUGACUUGACAGUAAGUUUUUGGUACAGAGAGCAGUUCCUAUGAACAAUAAGUUGAAGAUGAAUAAUUUAACUUGGUUAGAUGGUUGAAUUGAGAAUUUGUAUUAUCAACCAGCAACAGCAACUUUGUAGUUAUGUGGCACCACUUAUAUUCUUGUGGUUUGAGGUUUUGGGUUCAAUUACAAAAUGUGUGCUGUAAA
Molecule: messenger RNA, 2165 nt
Organism: Erythranthe guttata (spotted monkey flower)
Lineage: Eukaryota; Viridiplantae; Streptophyta; Magnoliopsida; Lamiales; Phrymaceae
Product: pentatricopeptide repeat-containing protein At1g02370, mitochondrial
Cellular component (GO): mitochondrion
Molecular function (GO): protein binding
Source: RefSeq, a predicted model, not a curated record